UAUUUUUUUUAACAAAUAUUUUCAUUAAUUAUUUAGGUGAAUAUUUUAUGAUUGUGAUAUUUGGUGAGCUUGUAUUAAUUGGUGGCACUUUCUUCCCUCACUCCACUCCCUCUGCCUCAUCAGCCCGCUCAAAUCUCUCUUCUCUGUACUCAUUUUUGUUGGUAGAGAGACGAAGAAGAAGAAGAAGAACCCGAAAAUGCAUGCAUAGCUAGCCCUACUUCAUUUUCCUGUUUUCGGAUUGGACACGACGAUUAGUGAGUCUAGUAAAGUAGUCGAGUAACACUCCCUUUGGUAUGGUUUCUGACAGUUGAUUAGAUAAUAGAUAUGCUUCGUAUUCUCAGUAGAAGAAGACUUGGAAUUUCAGUACUCAGUUAUGAAAUUUUCGGGUCAAACUCGAAUUCUUAUUUGGGCUUUCUUGCUACUAAUACUACUAUUACUGCUACCUUCUCUUCAUCUGUAACGACUGUUCUGAAAAAAUCUGAAAAGGGUAAUUCUUCUACUUCUACGGUAGCUUACCUUGUAAACUCAUGUGGGUUGUCCCCAGAAUCCGCCAUUGUUGCUUCCCGCAAGUUAAAGCUCAAAAACCCAGAAAGAGCUGAUUCUGUAUUGGCAUUCUUUAGAGAGCACGAAUUCUCGGAUACCCAGUUCUCAAAAAUUGUUAGGUUACGGCCACGGAUUCUUUCAGCGGAUCCGAAGAAAACUUUCUUGCCAAAGUUUGAGUUUUUCUACUCAAAAGGGUAUUCAAAGAAGGACCUGGCGAGUCUUAUAUAUGCUGAUACUCGUAUUUUGUAUAGAAGCUUGGAUAAGAACAUUGCACCUAUUUAUAACCUACUCAAGAGUGUUUUGCCUAAUGAGCUUUUGGUCUAUGGUUCGAAGCACCAAAGGGUAUCCUUACUUCAAAAUUGGAAAUCUGUGAUUGCCAAUCUUGGGUUGUCGAAAGAUUUAGGUUUCACUAAUAUUGCUUUUCUGUUGCAAAAUUUUCCUGAGAUUCUGAUCCUGAAACCUGAAAGAUUUAGUAGUAUUGUGGAUAAGGUUAAAGACAUGGGAUUUUGUCCAAAGAAAUUCACUUUCUGGUUUGCAGUUUGCACUUUCUCUAGGAAGGAUUUUAACAGAACUUGGAACAGGAAUUGCAAGGCUUACAUGAGGUUCGGUUGGUCUGAAGAUGAUAUUCUAAAUGCAUUUAAGAGGCACCCGAAUUGCAUGGCUAUGUCUGAAAAUAAGAUAGAGAAAACAAUGGAUUUUCUGGUAAACAAGAUGGGGUGGUCCUCAAAAAAUAUUGUAAAGUGUCCGGUGGUUCUGUUUUACAGCUUUGAGAAGAGAAUUCUACCCAGAUGUUCUGUUGUUCAAGUUUUAUUGGGAAAGGGAUUGAUCAAAAAAGAUAUCAGCUUUUGUGGUGUGAUUCAAAGUGUUGAGUCAAAGUUCUUGAAGAAGUAUGUGACCAAGUAUCAUGAGCAAGUUCCUACUCUUUUGAGUGUGUACAAAGGGAACAUAGAUGUUAAAGAUGAAUAACAAUAGAAACAUGUUUUCGCCUUUUUUUCUUUUUGUGUAAACAAGAGUUUGGUAUGCUAGUGAUAAAGCAAUUUGAAGCAAAUAAUAUAAACUUUUCUUGUGUACUUGUGUUUUAUGCAUUUGCUGCUAGUGCUUGUGUGCCUGUAAAAUUUCAGUACUUUUCAAAAGUUUGUUUUUGUGAAAUAUGAUUAUCUUCUUCU
Molecule: messenger RNA, 1709 nt
Organism: Cannabis sativa
Lineage: Eukaryota; Viridiplantae; Streptophyta; Magnoliopsida; Rosales; Cannabaceae
Exons: 2
Coding region: 325-1509 (394 amino acids)
Biological process (GO): chloroplast organization; regulation of DNA-templated transcription
Cellular component (GO): chloroplast
Molecular function (GO): double-stranded DNA binding
Source: RefSeq, a predicted model, not a curated record